This is a messenger RNA of Oryzias latipes (Japanese medaka), 400 nucleotides long. It is a transcript of the gene ndufa3, whose product is annotated as NADH:ubiquinone oxidoreductase subunit A3. Gene Ontology annotation, cellular component: respiratory chain complex I; mitochondrial inner membrane. The record is from RefSeq and is a predicted model, not a curated record. NCBI's taxonomy places the organism in Eukaryota, Metazoa, Chordata, Actinopteri, Beloniformes, Adrianichthyidae.
GUGACUCCAUUUCCCAUGAGCAUCCUUUCAUAUAAACUACAACAAACAAGAUGGCAGGAAUAGGAGCUUUCCUGAAAAAUGCGUGGAAUAAAGAGCCUGUUAUCUUGGUGUCCUGUGGAAUCGGACUGAUAGGCGUUAUACUUCCCUUCGUCAGCCCCUUAACGAAACAUACAGCCAUGCUAAAUGCAGCUAUGCCAUACAAUUACCCAGUUCCUGUCCGGGACGAUGGAAACAUGCCUGAUGUUCCAGCCCAUCCAUGUGAGCCAAAAGGCCGAAAUUUGGAUUAGAUCAAGAAUUUAUAACUUCAUGUCUCCCAAUCAUUGUCUGUUUUGCUUCUGUUCAUAUAUUUGCAUAGUUUCCCUUAUUGUCAUUGUCUGACAGUAAAGACUAUUUAAUUCUA